AUGUUCGCUUCUGGGCUUCCCGCGAGUGCCCCCGCGAUACCGAGAACAUCAGCCGCGGGAGAGCCGGGAGUUCUAGUACCAAGAUGCUGCCUCAUCUGCAAAACCGUCGUCGAGUACGAAGAGCUCCGCAAUUGUACAUACUGCGGACGGCCCGAAGACUUCUUCUGCAUUAGGUUCUGCUCAGAUCCCCAGUGCCAUACCGCGAAUUGUUCCAACCAUGCAUCUUGUUGGGAUACGCACCUUCCGGGUCAUGCAUCCGUUCGAGAACUCCAUCAAGUUGUAGAUCCUCUUCCCCAGCUAUACGUCAAUGCUGUGACGUACUCCGAAAAGGAUGCGCCCACACAAGAAGCAUUGCAUGAAGACGACCGCAUCGCACAAUGGUUCACCAUUCGGCCUGACGCAUCGGAAACAGGCGUCCUGCGGCUCUAUGUUUCUGAUCGAUUCCAACAACUGUGCAAUCCUGGCAUCUCGGAUAACAGAUGGGCCUCGAACCAGUAUCCUAGCUUUGUGUCAUUCAUCGGAGAGACCUGCGUCGGAAAAUCUACCCUUCUCCGGGCCAUGCUUCUGAUGGGGCACGUGAAUGCCAAGGGCCUCUUAGCAUCAAACACCAAACUCACCGAGGAUCAGAGGGUUGUGCUCUUGAAGGAAGUACUCGCAGCUCAAGUACAUGGUCCAGUCACGAGAUCAGCGAAUUUGUCUCACUUGACAGAUCCUACAAGUUUGGGUGUACACCUCUACAAGGAUGUGACAGCUAGGCCAGCAGACUUCGAUUCUCAGAGUCGUAGUGCUGCCAACCGUUCAAUGCCCAUUUUGUUUGCAGAUUGCGAAGGGUUCCGCGGCGGAUGGGUCAAACGCGCCAAACCAAGCCCAGCAGCCCCUCGAAGGCCGUACGAUCGCGGUUCACAUCCAGGACGCAUUCAGACGCACGAUGGCUAUACCGUUACGAACCGGUAUAGUCAAAUCACGAACAUGAUAUCCGAUCUGCCAAUCCAAGCAAGAAGCUACUCCGAGUGUGGCAAGGAUGGUGCCGACCUGUUUUACGCUAGGUUCUUGUGUGCAAUCAGUGGCGUGCUAGUCUUUGUUACGAAAAACGAUACAACUUUUCAUACGGAGAUGCAAAGAGUGUUGGAAUGGGCGGUGUCAGCUCUAUAUCAGUCCGUCAACCACGUCGCUCAGAAAACUCUCAUCAUCGUGCGCAAUAUGCCAGGGUUCCACGCAGCGAAGCUCUACAACGAACAGACCUUAAAGAGCGCCCUCUUCGACAACUUGGAGCCCCUUUGGCAGGAUUCACCUCUGCUUCGAGAGUUCUUAAGCAAGUACAACUUAGGACAUGCUCGGGAGGCCCAUAAGAUCAAGGCGAACGAUGAGUUGCUUAAGAUAUUCUUCCACGAAGUCAAAGUAUGCUACAUCCCCGAUAAGGCUCGAGCGCCUACCUCGGAGGCCUUUGAGCAAUACCGACAGCUCCGAUCGCAGAUCGAACGGGCUUCCCAAGGAGCACAAGAGAUAAGACAAAAGUCUUGGACCCAAUAUAACGUCCCAGCGCUCUCCCACAUCCUCAACCGAGCCUUUGAACAUUUUCGGACAUCCGAUGACCCGUUCGACUUCUACACAGCUGCUCGAAAUGAUAAUCCAAGCCCGGUCUCAAUUUCCGAUCACAUCGCAAACUUCCUACGCCAUUUGCAACAGCUGUCCAGCAUCGAACCAGGAAUGCAGUCUCGGGUGAUUUCUCUUUGCCUUGUCACAUGGGCCCUCCGACACUUCAGACAAGUGGUUGAGCCAGUUGAUAUCUAUUAUCGCGAUAUGAAGGAUUGUAUUCAAACUGCGCUCAAGAAGUUCGCGGACGUGCACGAGCAAUGCGCGUUUACGUUUCCUCGCGGAUCGGCCUGCAUUGUGCGACGUCUCACUCACGAUCAACAUUGCGAUGAACAUGGCACCAGACAAGCGGGGUUGUUUCAAGUUUCUGGUCUUGUUGAACGCGAUAUACUGGACAGCAUUCAAGACCAGUUCAUCAAACAAUACCGACACAUCUGCACAUUCGCACGCUCAAGCCCCGAACUUCCAACCCGCGACCAGUCAAGUCAACAGCGGCAAGAGGUGUUGCAAGAAUAUGCCGAUGUGUGGAAAGUUUUCCGGAGUAACAAGACCUGUUUAACUUGCUUGCAAGCGGUACCCGACCAUGUUCUCGCUUGCGGACACGCGUACUGCGUUCGAUGCGUACAAGAACUCGGAAGGCCAUCUAGAGCCUUUGAAAGUGCUUGGAUCAUGGAUCGGUGCGUCCUUUGUUCCCGGUAUUGGCCUGAACACGGGAAACUCGUGCGUUUGAAACCUAGGUGCGCCGGUGUCCGAGUACUUACGUUAGACGGUGGGGGCAUCCGGGGCAUUAUCGAGAUUGCGCUGCUGGAAAAGCUCCAUUCUCGCAUCGGCCUUGACGUCCCGCUUCGAGACUUUUUUGAUCUUGUCGUGGGUACUAGUACUGGAGGUAUCAUUGCACUGGGUCUGACAGAGACGAACAUACCUAUCGCAAAGAUGAAAACAGAAUUUCUCGAACUGGCUAAGGCGACAUUCGAAACGCAACGAGGCGGUUUUGGCAAAGUCGACCCCUUUAAGCUAACAGCAAGGUUCCUGAUGAUAUUGCACAUCACGGAGAGCAUCUAUCGAAGGACUCCUCUCCGGAAUAGUCUGAAGAGACUUUUCGGUGAGAACACCAGACUUUUCUCUCACAGUAGCCGUUCAGCUCGUGUAGCCGUCACGUCAACCAAAGACAAGGCUGCCAAUCGUUGUCUUAUAUCGAAUUACAACAGACCGUCACUUGAUGAAGCGGACGACUUCGAACGUGAGGACGAGGACACUAAAGAGAUGAACGUUUGGGAAGCUGGACUGGCUACCGCAGCGGCCCCCUUCUAUUUCCGGGCGUACUCCAAGCCAGAGACGCAGAAGGACUACAUUGACGGUGCCCUGCAUUCUAACUUCCCGGGCAUGUAUGCGCUCGAAGAGGUGAACAGGAUAUGGGCAAUCGAACAUGCUAAGACCCCAACCCUUGAUUUUCUGUUGUCCGUAGGUACCGGUCUGCAGGACAGGGAGGUCAAAAUUCCAACACCUCUGCGAAUUGGCGGAUUUGAUGCUAUCUGCACCACCUUUCACAACAAUCUUAACAGCGAGCGCCUCUGGCGAGAGUUCCACGACAACCCUGGCAUACCAGCACGAGUUCGACGAAACAGCCAUCGCCUGAAUGCGAAGAUCAUGGGAGAGUACGUCAAUCUGGACGAUUACCGGAAAAUGAAAGACCUUGACGCCAUGGUCUCAGAUCAAAUGCGCAGUGACUGCGGGAAACUGCCAGACUUAGCAUCGCAGAUUGCGAACCUGGCUGAGAUCCUGGUUGCGAAUCUGUUCUUCGUCGAGCCGGAUGAAGAUCCUGCUGCCGCCAGAUCCGCUAAGAAAGCCUUGUCGCCGUCGCAACAUACGUUUUUCGGCUCCAUUAGGUGCCGCUUGCCCUUCAACAGUCCUGGGCUCAAAGCACUCGUCAACAAAGUUCGAGGCUUCUACCACGCGGAAAAUCCUCGCCACGGCAAUGAAGGCUUGAACCGACUAGACUGGAAGGAGAUACCGUUCACAUCCGAGCAGCGUAACGGUGUCAGAACGCAGAAAAAAUGGUUCGCAGUCGACUUCAUGAUAUCCACGUUUGACCCCAAUGAUACUGAGCAGGUGAUUGCAGUCGCAUUCAAAGACCAAGCACAAGACAUGCGGCGCUCCAUCAGCGGCUUCCCUAUUACUCUGAAAGAGCUGAAGAUCAAAGCUGCGGGAAGGGCGAUAUAA
Molecule: messenger RNA, 3813 nt
Organism: Coniosporium apollinis CBS 100218
Lineage: Eukaryota; Fungi; Ascomycota; Dothideomycetes
Exons: 4
Coding region: 1-3813 (1270 amino acids)
Biological process (GO): arachidonate metabolic process
Cellular component (GO): membrane
Source: RefSeq, a predicted model, not a curated record